AUGGCGAAAGAAAUGUUCGAACGCCUGUCGGUGGAUGCCGGUAGCCUUGAAUCAUUGGGUUUAUAUCGACUUGUUGAUGUUAGGAAUAGCUCUGUAUUCCAUGGAUGGUCGAAGGACACAUGUAGUGACUGUGUGCUGGACAACGACACCGGUCAUCUGCCUGGGUGCAUGCUGUUCAGCCACUCCUGGAUAUGCUCGACAAGCGCUAGCGAUCAGCAACACAGAGCCAGACAGCGUGCAGAACUAGCCGGCCUGGAUUCGAGCGAGCAACCCAUCGCCCUGAUCGGACAUGGCUUAGACUGUGACAGGUGCCAUACGGAUAUAGCGUGCAGCACUGGCAAGUGGCUGGUGGAUACUUUCCUGUUGCCAAUAUCUGAUAUAUUUAUAGCAGUAUGUCCAACAUUAGCUACUGAUUGUAGAAGUAAUCAUGGCAAUGAAUGUGGAAGAGAAGAAUCGACGGUCCGGAAUAGCCGUUAUUUGCCGGCGCUGCACCGACUACCUGAGUCAGAUAUUUUCAUAACGCCGGAAUACCUUGCAACUAGAAUAGGCCAUGACGGCCAACCUGUGCAUGUUGUCCAUGUUGGCUGGGAGGAUGAUGGAGUUUUCCUUGCCAAGCAUAUACCCACUGCUCAUUAUGUAGACCUCGGCACAUGGGAAGACGUAGUGACAAUGAACUUCCUCUCACCAGAUUGUUUUGCCGUUCGCACUAAUCCAGCAGUUGAUGCGUCCCGUGAGUGUUCUGGCUCAGCAUUUGCCAGACUUCUGAAGUGUCCGCGCCCCAAGAUAGUGCUCUAUGAUGACGGUGUGGGCAUCGCUGCGUCAAGACUGGGCGCGAUGCUGUGGUCGCUGGGCUUCACCAACCUCUCUAUUCUCUCUGGCGGCCUACGAGGUUGGUGUCGAGCCGGAUUCGGAACGGACCAGUUGCCGAAAGGCUCCCUAGUAUCCGUACCUCUCUUGGAGCAUGGCACUGAUGUGGAUGCGCAGUUAUCGGAGCACCGGGACAAUGGCGAUGUGUUUGUUGAUAUGGAGUUUGUACAGCAAGUGACACUCGGUCAGCACGAGAAUGCAGUGCUGGUCAGCUGCUGCUCGUGGAGAGAAUAUAUUGGCUGCGUGAGCGGCUACAAGUACAUAUCGCGCAAGGGACGCAUCCCCACGGCACGCUGGGCACUGUCUGGAGCAGGCAAGGAUGACCUGUGGCACUGGCAUGAUGAGCUGGGUGUUGCCACUGACUGGAAGCACUUGGCACGGCUAUGGGCCGUCGCCGGCAUCACGCACUCAAAGCACGUCAUACUGUACUGCGGCACAGGCUGGCGCUGUUCCGCCGCCUGGUUUUAUCUGCGUGCCCUUGGCUACCAACACGUCAGUAUCUAUGAUGGAGGCUGGCUGGAGUGGAGCUCGACGCCUUCCAACAAGGUAGCACAGGACGUUCCCGUGUCCGAAUGGUUCACCGCACUGCAAAAUGUCCUACCAUCCAGUUUGUUUGACCUUGAGUGUGGUUGA
Molecule: messenger RNA, 1500 nt
Organism: Sycon ciliatum
Lineage: Eukaryota; Metazoa; Porifera; Calcarea; Leucosolenida; Sycettidae
Product: thiosulfate sulfurtransferase YnjE-like
Exons: 1
Coding region: 1-1500 (499 amino acids)
Molecular function (GO): thiosulfate-cyanide sulfurtransferase activity
Source: RefSeq, a predicted model, not a curated record